Amoebophrya sp. A25 is the source of this 2131-nucleotide messenger RNA. The record is from the annotation of a GenBank genome assembly. NCBI's taxonomy places the organism in Eukaryota, Dinophyceae, Syndiniales, Amoebophryaceae.
CUUCAAUCACAAUGAAUUCUUGCUCUACAGCCACUUAUUGCCAGUGUGAGUGUUGUGGUGCGGGCGGGUAAAUACAACAAUCUUCAAGUUCCUUAAUUUGAUUGUCUGUACUCUGUAGUAGUUACAUUACAAGUACUAGACCCGAGCCGCUCGUCGUCGUUUGCUUGUGGAUACUGAUAAAUAUCAUUCUUUCAGUGAGAAAAAAUGGAGGACGAGUUACAUGAAGUUCGCGAAAGGUUCUAUAUUGGUGCCCAUGGUGCGGCUCUAGAACGCGCGCAGAGCACGCAGACACGUAAUGACCUCACAGAAGCGGAGCGGAAAGGAAUUGAGGCAAGAUGGUACUAUUUGAUAGGUCCGACCACAACGACCGACGAUUUAUUUGCCUAUCCGUAGCUCUACUUCUUCCUCUUUUUGCCUCAUAUCCGCGGACAGAGAAACUAACAAAUAGUAGAUCAAAUAAGUAAAUAUGUUUGCACUAUGUAUCGGAUGAGCUACGUCGAUCCUCAAUCACGAUCUAAUUCCUUUGAUUCCAGUUACCUUUCCCUCGGAAAGUUUUCGCAGUUGAAAGACUUAAGAACAAGUCCGGAAGCGUCCCAAAGAUGUUGUGCGCUAUUUGCGAUGUUUACGAAGGCAAAGGAGGCAACUCAUAAGCAGAAAGCUUUCGCGGAUUUAGUCGAACUAGCGAAAACUAGUAGAGAUCAGACAGCGACGUAUCUUGCAGCUUGCGCGCACGCAAUUCAGGGAGAACCAGUAGAAGCAGUAAACCUUGUGCAGGCAAAUGGUACUAUUUUUGAUCUGCUUCUGAAACUGUGAUGUACGUACUUACUUUCUAUUUCUAGUUUUUUUAGUAAUGAAAGUAACGUACUAGGCACACCUCCAACUGUGACUGUGGCUAUGUACUCCUAGCUUCCCGUCUACUCUACAAGGUUUAUCAACCGCAGAGAUGCAAGCUCUCACAACGCAGCUCUUGAUCGCCAUGAACAGGGUAGACUUAGCGCAAAAGCAACUAACUACCGUAACGAGCAUUAGCGACGACCACGCAAUUUCGAAGAUGGCUGGUGCCAUGGUCAAUCUCGCCAGAGGUGACUUUCAAGAAGCAUUUCUCCUCUACUGCGAUGUGGAAGCACAGUAUUAUUAUUCAUAACUCGUUAUUAUGUACUAUGUAUUGGUUAUUCAUUCUUACUCGCCAGUAGCUAAGUAGUACAACUAGUAGAACAAGGAAGCAGAUUUCUCGAAUCUCGCGUCGACAGCUACGGAAGUGAGAGACUUGCUGUUUAGUAAGACUGACAACCAAGUACCUUGCUCGACACACACUUUAAACACCUGGCGAAGGUAUGGUGAUGAUAUCGCAGCGGUCCCGUCCAGCACCAUAUCAAAUGGGAAGGCUGCAGCAAACAUGCAGCGAGGCAAUUUCUCCGAAGUACCCGAAGAACUACAAAAAAUGCACGAAAGCUCACCAGGGGAUCAAGAUACACUGGUACUAGUUCUUACUUGUAAUGGAACAAGUUGACUUUUAUCUGAACAAAAACAAUUCAACUUCUGGGAAAAAAAAACUUCUUUAUCUUCAUGUUUAAACAAACUAGUAUAAUCGAUUGAUAUUCGUUCAGGUGAACAUGUGCGCCACCAGUAUCUACACGGGUAACGAUGAGGAUGCUGCAAAAUACAUAGCAACGCUCCGGAAAGUAGCGCCAGAACAUGCAAUUAUUCGCAAACUUGACCAUUUAGUGUCGAGUAUCCAAAAUUACAAGCCAUAGUUCUUUCACUCCCCAAGGCAGAUCCCUUUUCAAGCACCAGAUGCUGUACCCUAUCCAAGUUGUAAACUGGUGAGCACUCAGGUGCUUAUUGUGCUUUACCCUAAUCUUCAACAUACCUCAACACGCAUGCUGUGGUCUUCAUCCCCACGAUGACAUGAGAGCACUUGAAACAUAUUGAGCCAUGGAUUCACGAUGCGCUGGCUUCCUGUGCAAGGGCUUCACCGGAGUCCGAUACGUUGAACAUAGAAUCCUAUUCCGAGAAUAUUUGAAUAAAAGAUGACGCAGUUGUCUUGAAUUCUUAAGGCGGCCUCCUGAAGAAAGGUUCGGAAGAAAGGUCGAAUUGUCGGCUCUACUUUUGGUUCAGAACAGCACAUUUG